Molecule: messenger RNA, 780 nt
Organism: Heterostelium album PN500
Lineage: Eukaryota; Evosea; Eumycetozoa; Acytosteliales; Acytosteliaceae
Product: class I SAM-dependent methyltransferase
Exons: 4
Coding region: 1-780 (259 amino acids)
Molecular function (GO): S-adenosylmethionine-dependent methyltransferase activity
Source: RefSeq, a predicted model, not a curated record
AUGGGAAAGAAAAAAGGAGGUGGAAAAAGAGAAGAAUAUAUAGAUGAUCCAAGUGUUUCUCCGGCAAGCUAUGUGUUUUGGGAGGAUUUCUAUGAGGUCGGAGAAGGCAAAGCAUAUCAGAGAUCAGCUGCUAAACGUAAUCAAACCAGACUAUACAAAAAUGACUUAAAAGAAAAGGAAAAAGAAAAGGAAAGAGAUAGAGAAAGAGAUAAAGCUAGUCAACUUUCAAAUAUCUAUCAGAUUCUACAUAUUGGUUGUGGUAACAGUUUGAUUGCUGAAGAACUGCUACUAGAUAUUGAAGAGAACAAACUUUUAGAUUUAAAUAUACUGAACGUCGAUGUCUGUAGCAAUGCAAUCGAACGAAUGGUACAACGACAACUACACACCACCACCAACAAAAGAAUCAAACAAUCGCUCAAAUAUCAGGUGAUGGAUGCAACCGACACUCAAAUGCCAGAUGAUCAUUUCAAUGGUAUUAUAGACAAGGGUACAAUCGAUGCUUUACUUUCAACAUUGGAUGUGGAAGUCGGAGAGAAUGAAAUGGUAAAGAAAUUACUGGUGGAAAUGUAUAGAGUAUUGAAACCAGGUGGAUUCUUGUUUGUCGUCAGCAGAAAUACCUGUGCAGAGCAAUACUUUUACAUGGAGGAAUCGAUUGAGUGGAAUCUCACCACCACACCCCUCAAUGUUAACUCAUCCAAAGGCAAAGGAAUCAUCAAUCAAACCACUGUUGACAACAGCAGCACCAUCAUUGACUUUGUAAUAUCAAAUCUCAGUACUUAA